This is a messenger RNA of Fusarium falciforme, 363 nucleotides long. Its product is annotated as EKC/KEOPS complex subunit BUD32. The record is from RefSeq and is a predicted model, not a curated record. Lineage: Eukaryota; Fungi; Ascomycota; Sordariomycetes; Hypocreales; Nectriaceae. Bases 1 to 363 code for a protein of 120 amino acids. The transcript is spliced from 2 exons.
AUGGACGAAGAGCAAGACGACGAGAGCAUCGCCAUCCAACAGCUCAGACGCCAUAGCAGCCAGAUUCCGCUCAACGUGUAUAGGAUACACGUAUCCAACACCGGUGAAAUUAUCUCUGUAUACACCGAUGCGGAGAAUGAUGAGACUUGCUGCGUACAUUACCCGCUCCUUGAUGAGAUCUCCCUUCCUGAGGGAGUCCGAACAGUACGCCGGGGUAUGUUUGAGGAAUUCCAGAGGCUUGGUCCUGACACUGAUCUUGUCACAUACCAUCCAUGCUCCAGUGAGCCUGCCAACAAGGUGGUGUUCAAGUACUACUUUUUAUGGCAGUAUGCGCAAAAGUCUUGGAAAGAGAUGAACCUGUGA